Messenger RNA from Fusarium venenatum, 3360 nucleotides. RefSeq lists its product as uncharacterized. The record is from RefSeq and is a predicted model, not a curated record. NCBI's taxonomy places the organism in Eukaryota, Fungi, Ascomycota, Sordariomycetes, Hypocreales, Nectriaceae.
AUGCCGUCUUUACACCGUCAUUUAGUCCACCGACACGCCAGGCGGAUUCUAAACAAGGAACCUCGUGAUUUAGCACCCGGCGAGGCACAAUUAUUCUCCUUCUACGCUCCAUCGCUCGUCGGUGGGUUGCAUAACAUUUCUGUUAAUCAAACAAUCACGGCUCCAGCUGAAGCGGGAAGCAAAUCAACAGCACGUCGUGAAACAAAAAUCGACCCUCUGUCGCAGUCUUUUGUUGUUGUCGCUCCUCGCUUUGCGCUUCCACCCAACGUGGUAGAUUCUGUGUAUCCUACUCCAGGAAUAAGUGUCGCCCACACAGUCCUGCCACAUAUUGUUCUCAAAGAUCCUCAUCUGCCAUGGUCUAGGGCACCUUCGGAUGCUCACAUCACGCCCGAGGAAGAUAAAAACAAUGUCCGUAGUCGCACAACAUGGCUUGCUUUGUUGGUGUUCUCUGUCGAAGAGCUGCAACUCAGCCAGGGCCAGAUUGACAGAGUCAUGGGCAACUUGCCAGUUGAGAUAGACAGAAAGCAGAGCGAGACGAAGACUCUGAAAAUCAUUGCAAGGCAGACAACCAAAUUGAAUGAUAUUGAAGGACUCGUCAAUACAACCGGCUUUGACACGACAUUGGAUGCGAAAGAUGCCGACGAGCCUACGGAGAUCAUUCUUCUCUCUGGCUCGUUGUUCACAGAUCUAUUUGUAGACCCAGAAGGGCCAACUGAAAUCAUCAACGUUUCCAGCUACAAGUACAUGGCACAUGUUAGGAAAAUUGCCACAGAUGGUAUGGCCAAUGCGGGUGCCGACAGCGAUGAAGCGUUGUUCAGCUGCGUGGUCAGUCCUCGAACUGGGCCUAUCGACGCUGAUGAGUCGAGCAUGAUGAUUGCUCACCUGGUCUCCCUGAAAUGGGACAAAGACAUGCGAUAUCCCAAGAGCAGCGAUCUGGUCGCUAUGACAAGUCUGUAUAGCUGGACUUAUACGUGUCUUUCGUCAAAGAACGUGGCUAGCACCCGUGAUUUGCUCACCAACUUGGGUCAACACCUCUCUGUUCUCCGGACUGGAAAAGGUGACGAAGAUCCUGCAUCUGGGAAAGAUAAAGAACAGGUUGAUUUGGCAGCCCUUAUUGCAGCUCGUCGAAGAGACGGAUACACCCUCGCUCGUCAUCGCACAGCAACAGGCGAAAUCACUGCAGCUAUGCUCAGAGGACCCUUGGUACCUAGACAGGUCAAGCACAAAAUAGACGGUAUGCCCAUGCAGUCGAAUUACGGGCAUGACUUGGCCAUCUUCGAUCCCAAAUUCGGGCUGAUGGAUACGACAUAUUCUAAUGCUUGGCAGCUUGGACGCACACUGGCAAUGGCCGACAACGCCUUCUGUGCUGCUCUCACCAGAUUGAGGGAACCUGUCCACGCGUUUUCUCUUGAUUCGGCCAAGAAAGACGUCCAUGCUCUUUUUGGCGAUGACGGCCAUGGAUCGCGCCAGCGGCACGCUGCAAGGAUGGUGGAUUUGGUGAAAGGUCUGAAUCGCAUCAACGACUCUAUGCAUACGCUUGGUGGCUCUGCCACUGCCGCUGGCCCCAACAGAUGGUGCCAUCAGGACGACGAUCAAUCAGGAGUCGGUAUUGAGUCUCUUGACCUCGUGUCGCAAUCAUCGCCUCACAUCAUGCCGCGGAUCAGAGCACAUGCUUCUACAGCUGCGUUGCAUUUCGCCAUGGCAGUUAAUACGGAUGGACAUGUGAAAGGCGAGAAACAAGAGAUGUACAACGAAUACAACACGCCAGUCAACCCACAUUAUGCCGUUGUCUACUCGUGGGUCCUUGAUAAGAUCCAUUUAGGCAACGUUCCAGCCCACUACCUGAUUCCAGACCCAGCAUUUCUACCCCAGGAAACCCUUCGAUUCUUCUACCUCGACACCAACUGGCUAGAUGCUCUUGUGGAUGGAGCUCUAAGUCUCGCCAAUCACUGGGGGGCCAAACCCGAGAGAGACACGACCCGCACCGCAAUCAAAGAAGCUAUCAACGAACGUUUGAGAACUCCAGAUCCAGCGCUAGGUGGCUGGCAUGUGCAGAUGCCGCGAUACGGGUUCCUGUUGCGCAGUCACAUCUUGACUCAAUUCCCAGAUCUCUCCAUUGACGUAAAAUUCUCAGAGAAGCGGGAGAAUCCAGCCAUGAUGAAGGUCGACCCUCCGGCCAACACCCCAGCCCAACAACCCAUCUUGGUCCAGAAGCGUAUCGCGCCUGAUACUAUGUACCUACUACUCGACGCAGCCCCCCCUGAUCUGAAGCGCAUCACUUUGACCUUACCACCGCAUCAGCAGUGCUUCAAGAUCGGAUACAACCUGACAGCAGAUACCCUUUCCAUGACUGUGAGGAAGACUUACACCAUCGAGAACCGACCCAAGGCUGGAGCGACUCUGGGCGAGAGACACUUCAAACUUGAUGGCACACCUGUUGCGGCUUUCAAUUGGAAGACUCGGACACUAAACCCAGCUAUCUUUAGUAGGUAUUUGGUGCAGCAGCUGGGAGAAAGUCGGGAGGGGGAAUUUGAGGACAAAGUACCGACAUCUGUGGUCACAGCUCUUCAACUCAAUGAGAGUAUCUUACAGCUGGAUAUUGGCGAUGCUUGGGCUACAGACUCACCUGAAGUUACUCCGUUAUUUCAACUGUCUACCCUAUCCGAGAUGGGUGUAUCGCAGCAACCUCCACCUAUAGUACCUAGGCCACGGUUGAAGAUGGAACCGGGAUUUAUUCGUGGUAUUAGCAGAAAUUCCACUAACUUGGCUUCCCGUAUUGACCAUUCCAUACCCGAUCGCCCAGUCGAGGACAUGGCGAACCAGCUUGGUUUUGACAUGGUCGUCACCCCCAUGGGCACGGACAGUCAAGCCUUCAUCCCAACCAACUCCCCCGUGCCUAUCGAUCUCAUCUUCCGUCUCACACGAAAGCGAGUCAUAUCCUGGGGCGAGCCUCUUACCCGCAUCAUCGUCGGCGUUCCAACGGGAGAUAUGCCGCCUACAGACAACGACCCCACGAUUCUCAAACCACUUCUCGCUGCCAACGCUGAGCCGUCAACCCCUACGAUGCUCGGUAAUCCGCGUCUAAAUGUGCUGAAGCGGUACCCGAGGGAAAAUGAGAAGGAGUUGCAGAAUCACGUGGUUUUUGAGCUGGUCCCGAGAGAGCAGCCGGGUGUUGCGAUCGAUAAGAUCACGAAUGCGAGCUUUAAACUGCCUAGGGCUGAGAUAGUUUCGUAUGAUGGUGUUGAUGAGAGAACGGCUUCUAUCAAGGUCUUCUAUGAGGUUUGGAGAAAUGGUGUUUCGGUCAGGGAAGAUCAGUUUAUGCAUAUUGGGAAAGUUUAUCUCAAGGCAUGUAUUAAAUAA